This is a messenger RNA of Trichoplusia ni (cabbage looper), 1686 nucleotides long. RefSeq names its product phosphatidylserine decarboxylase proenzyme, mitochondrial (gene Pisd). Gene Ontology annotation, biological process: phosphatidylethanolamine biosynthetic process. The coding region runs from base 199 to 1338 and encodes 379 amino acids. The record is from RefSeq and is a predicted model, not a curated record. The transcript has a single exon. Gene Ontology annotation, cellular component: mitochondrion. Gene Ontology annotation, molecular function: phosphatidylserine decarboxylase activity. NCBI's taxonomy places the organism in Eukaryota, Metazoa, Arthropoda, Insecta, Lepidoptera, Noctuidae.
ACUCCUACAGACUAAAAUAGCAUACAUAAAGUUAUCACAAUUACGUAACAUGUGUCAUACUGUUUAUCUAAUUUGAUUUUUCUUAUCCGGUACAUAGGUAGGUACAUCAGUCAAAUAAGCACGCAAAAUAAUCAAUUCCCGAGAUUUUACGUAAACAGAUUAUUUUUAAACAACCGCUGUGAGCGUUUACUGGACGAAAUGUUCCCGCCGACUCGCAUACGAAGCUGUCUUCCUGUUAUAAAUCCCAUGUUUAAACAGAGAUUGCGUCCUCACAGACCAUUUAGACAAACAUCUACGCUUCAUAAUAAAAACCAAACAAAGGUUUCUCAGUUGCAAAAGAAUAAAUGGAUGAGUUUUCGGUCUAUUAUAACAAGAUGGGUGCCUUUGGGCAGUGCUAUAUACGUCGGCUGGUGUUACAUCCGUGCGAGUAUCAACUAUGAAGUGUCAAAGAUCGAGAUUCUGUUCUACGAAAUGUUUCCGUUUCGUGUCACAAGCCGUAUUUGGGGGAAAAUCGCGGCGUACGAGCUUCCGACGUCGUUACGCGGCUUUGUGUACGGUACGUACAUCAAAAUGUUCAAUGUUAACUUGAAUGAGGCGGCUGUGACUGAUCUAAACUAUUACAAAAGUUUGUCAGCGUUUUUCACAAGACCGUUAAGAGACGGGGCUCGGUUUAUAUCGCAGUCAGCUUGUGUGUCACCCUGUGAUGGUGUGGUUCUGAACUGCGGGCCAGCAGACACGGACAAGAUAGAACAAGUCAAAGGAGUAACCUACAGCCUUGAGGAGUUUCUGGGAAAAAAUAACUGGACAAACAAAAAAGAUGACGAUUACUAUAAUUCGUUACUGACGAAUAAAGAUAAUAUUCUACAUCAAUGCAUCAUUUACUUGGCCCCCGGAGAUUACCAUCGGUUCCAUUCGCCGUGCGACUGGACAGCUACAUUCCGAAGACACUUCUGCGGUAAACUUUUAUCUGUGAACCCGUGGUUGGCACGAUUGAUACCCGGUCUGUUCACGAUAAACGAACGAGCGGUAUACGUUGGCGAGUGGAAACAUGGUUUCUUCAGCAUGACAGCGGUUGGAGCAACAAACGUUGGCUCCAUCGAAAUUUAUAAUGAUCCAGAACUUCGAACGAAUACGAAAGGAAAACGGACAAGAAUCAACGAGUUGAAUCUAGGACAAGUUCCUUUAAAGAAAGGGGAGUUAUUCGGACAGUUCAACAUGGGUAGUACGAUAAUAUUAUUAUUUGAAGCUCCGAAAGACUUCAAAUUCGACAUGGCGUCCGGAGACAAAGUGCUGAUGGGGCAAGCGUUAUCGUUAGCAGCUAAAGAACAAUCACGGUGACCUGUUUUUAACGAUUUAGUUCACAUUGCCCAGAUGGUUAUGUUCUUGUAUAUUAUGUCAGUGCUGCUGUGAAUGUGUGCGUAAACUUCUAACCAACGUCUGGUACGUAGUAUAUAAUUUAUGUCUUCCAACUUGAAUAAUUAUGUGGUUAAUUUAUUUCCAUUCGGUAAACUCACUGUACACUUUAGAAAUUACCAGCUAAUUGUUUCCCACUUUUGGGCAAAGGCCUCUCAUAUGGUGAAAGAUUAAGCAUUGAUAGAAGACUCAGUACGGUGUAUUAUUGUCUAUGAGUGAACUUGUUUAUGGUCUGAAAACUAAUUGUAAAUAAAUAGAAUCUAUGGAUGGAAA